CUUUGAAAAAUAUUCAACAGCAUUGCAACCGUGCCUCGACUUCUUCAAAACCGAUGUUUACUUUGUUAAAUGACUCAAUAUGAUCAGUGAAAUCGACAACAUUCUUUCCUCAAACUAUGAAAUAACAAAUGAAGGGAGUUUUGUAGGGAUCGCCGACAGUUCUGCAGAUGGAUCGUUUCUUAUUCACUACUUUCUCAAUUCUAAUCUGAGGAAAGGCAGCAAGGUCUGUUUUAUAGGGUUUGCCCAAUCUUUCAACCAUUACUCUACAGUUGCUCAAAAGCAAGGCGUCAGCCUGAAUACAGAAAAAGAAAAUGGGAAUCUUGUAUUCAUUGAGGGAAUGAAAUACCUUGGGCAGGCAAUCUGCCACCAGGCACUUGGCUCACAAGACACAGAAGGAGGAAAGAGCCAAGACCCAUUUUCUUGUUUAGCGAAGCAAUGCAGCCUUCAGCCGUUGUUGCAGUAUGUUAAAUCACAAAUAUCGUAUAUGACUUCAGCGGACAACAAAGCAAGACAAGUGCUGAUUAUAGAUAAUCUAAGUUUACUGAUAAACAUUGGUGUGCAACCAAAAGAAAUGGUCACUUUUCUUCAUUAUCUGAAAAAUUCACUCCUAAACAUUGACAUUCCAGGACAGGUAAUUGUUUUAUUAAAUGUGAUGCAAACUGACGAAGAUGCCAUGUUUCUGUGGAAGUACCUUUGUCACUCUUGUAGUAUGACCAUGCUUGUGUCUGGGCUACCGAGUGGCUACUGUAGAGAUGUACAUGGGGAGUUAACCAUCAAAGUCCAAGACAGCCACUGUAAACCAAAGAAAGCAACAACAAAAAGCUCCAGUUCAAAGUGAUGGAUAAAAAUGUGUCAUUCUUUGCCUCCGGCCUAUCAUCAGCAGUGUUAUAGUUGCCCAUGCUCUGUAUCAAUAUAGUAAUUGUAUUAUUGUAAUCACAUUCCUAUCAUAUGUAUUAAUACUGUUUGUAUUAUGGUGCAACAGGACUGUUGUAAAUUAAACAACUGUACAAUCAGUCCAUCUUUAACCACAUUUUCACCACAUUUACAAUACUGUUUGUAUUUUGGUAGAACUGAACUGAUGUAAAUUAAACAAUGCAUGAUUAUUAUCUUCAGCCAAAUUGUCACCACAUUAACAUUUUUUCCGCCUUUGCCUGGACUUGCAAUCAAUUUGCUUUCAGUACAAUCCCUCCCCAAAUUUUCAGCAUAAAAAUGUCAGUAAAAUCGAAGAAACACAGUGGCGUAUUGACACACUGUAGGUCAUUAUUGUGUCCCUUUGGGGCCAGGAUAUUCUAGUUUGGGCGUUCAUUCCCCAAAUCCCCUAUCUGUUCUUUGCUGGUCAUUUUGGCUUGUAAAAGAACUAUAUGUCACAAUGAUGUUAAUAUUUUUGUAACAGUAUUGUAAAACAGAAUACACUGAAAUGUAAUGUAUUGUAAGUUUCCAGACUGUUACCGUCUUUCUGUGUUGUUACCACACUGGGCAUUAUAAUGGGUAGCAAGUCUACACUAGAUAAUCAAAUGAUCUAUUUGAGCAACAUUCCAGUAGAUAUUUUGCCAAGUGACUGAGUCUGAAAUUGUUGGCCAAUUUUAUUCUUAUGACCACCAAAUGAGAAUUUAUAUAUUUGAUAAUAAUUCCCUGAUAUUUGCUACCAGACAUGACCAUGGUAAAUUUCAUGCUGACCGGUAUGUGGUCUUAACUUUAGUGAAUGCCUGUUUACCUAACGAACUGUUUGAAGUACCUCCCAUAGAAGGUGGGACUUGCAUUCUAAGGAUCUGGACUGUCCUGUUUGUUAGUCAUGUGUUCGAUUCCCAGAUUGAUGUUGAUAACAAUUAGGUGUGAAUGUGGACAGCAUGUAUACUAUAUCAAUAGUAAUACGAUUGUUAGAAACAAUAUUGUGAUAAUUUGCAAGUAUAAUACGAUUAUUGCAGAUAGUGGUAUUAUUAUUAAAUAUUUAGAGCACUUGAAAACAUUGUAAUGUGUUAGUGUUUCUUUUGUAGGGUACAAAAUAUUUGCACAUUUUUUAAUGUCUCACAGAAAUGUUUGUUUCAGAUUUGUGGACAUUCUGUUGUGGAAUAGUUGUUUUAUUUUGCCAUGGACUUUCUGCAGCCUGAUUAAGUGUGUCGUGACUGACUGUUACUGUCUUGUUCGUCAUAAACCACGCAUCAACAGGCGAUCAAGUCUACAUCAAUACUCAUUGGUAAAGUCUCCAAGCAUGUAUAAUGUUUACCUCAGUGGGGCCAGGGGUGGUGAAGUACUGUAUCAUCUAACCCUUUCAUUUCAGAGGUGUAUGGUGAAUUGAAAAUUGAAAAUCAUUAGUGCCUGCCACCCUAUGAGUGGCUACAAUGAAUCUAUUUGAACUGACAUGAAGCAGGAGGGGACUGUUUGGAAGAUAUGAUCACACAAGUCUCACUAAAGUGUCACAGUCAUUUACAAUUAUUUGGAUUAUGGUUCUGCAUUGGUUCAUAUGGCAAAUGUCGCAUUUUGUUCUCUUUUCUUGAAGCACUCUCAAAACUAUGGUCCAAAAAAUGUCUUGAGCCUUAUAUUUUACAAAACUAGUGUUCUUGUUCUUUUUUUAAUCAUGUUGACUGAAAGAAAUUUGUUACCAGCCAAUAUAUUUAUCUAUUUAAGAAGUUGUUGACAUGAAAACCCAUUUUCUGAACGAAGACGUGCAGAAUAUAGAUGGUGGCUGAUAUUGAGAAGUGAAGAGAUAUGUUUUAUGAAAUAAACAAGUAUCUGUGUUUC
Messenger RNA from Haliotis rubra (blacklip abalone), 2739 nucleotides. RefSeq names its product elongator complex protein 6-like. Lineage: Eukaryota; Metazoa; Mollusca; Gastropoda; Lepetellida; Haliotidae. The record is from RefSeq and is a predicted model, not a curated record. Gene Ontology annotation, cellular component: elongator holoenzyme complex. The coding region runs from base 80 to 838 and encodes 252 amino acids. The transcript is spliced from 2 exons. Gene Ontology annotation, biological process: tRNA wobble uridine modification.